CCCAGCACUCCCGCCGCCCAGGCACACGUAUGACGAACGCCUGAAACUAUCGUACAGCGUUGCGUGGAGCUCCCCGCCCUUCGAUCAGGUCCCGUCUGCCGACCAACAAUUCACCACCCGUAUCCCGUCACCAGUUGUGCCUUUACCCCGAGUCCGAGGACCUGGCGUGACCUUGUAGAUUUUGCGCAACAAGAAGCUUUAUUCAUAGAUACCGCCCUACUUCCGACGCCUACGACACAUUUUAAAUUCAGAUUCCGGAUUAUACUCGCCGAACGACAGGAACAGACCAGAUCCGUCGGACCCUUUAACAGCCCAGACGUCACCUUUUUUUCAGCCCGCCCACGAUGUUGUUGAGGGUACGCGGUCCCGAUGGCAUGCUCCGCCUGACAUUGGAGAAAGAUGACACCUUUGCGGAUCUUGGCCGUCAACUCAUUCCCAAGCUUCCCCCGACUGUUGACCCGAAAACAAUUACAUUCUCGAACCAUCCGACCGGCAGCGACGCCAAGAAUCUCAGCGAGGUCGCAAAGUUCAAGGUCGGCCAGACUGGGCUCAGCCAUGGCGAUCUUAUUUUUGUCACCUACAAGCACAACGAUGCGGCGACCGACGGCCCAGGCAACGGCGAAGCCACCAAAUCCAGCGUGCUUUCAUCCACGAACCGCCUCAACGGCAAACCGAUCCUACCUGCAGAAGACUUGCCCAUCGACCCGCCUCCGCUGACAUCUCCGCAUGAACAUAUCAAGAACCCGUGGGAAACGGUGAGGCAGUCGCCUCUGGACGAUCGGCUAGACAAGCGUGACGGAAAGAUCCCAAGGGGGCGCGAUCAUAAGAUGUGUCGCCACGGGCCCAAGGGUAUGUGCGAUUACUGCAUGCCCCUUGAUCCGUUUAACGCAAAGUAUCUCGAGGAAAAGAAAAUCAAGUACAUGUCAGUACACGCAUACCUCCGCAAAAUCAACUCUGCGACAAACAAGCCCGAGCUUGGGGCUUCGUUUAUCCCCCCGCUUGUCGAACCCUAUUACAGAGUCAAGCGGGACUGUCCAUCCGGCCAUCCUCAAUGGCCCGAAGGUAUCUGCACAAAAUGCCAGCCCAGCGCCAUCACUCUCCAGCCCCAGCCAUUCAGAAUGGUGGACCACGUCGAGUUCGCGACGCCCCAGAUCAUCGACAAGUUCCUCAAUCCCUGGCGUAUGACGGGAUGUCAACGGCUUGGUAUCCUCUACGGCAAAUAUCUCGAAUACGAUGUUGUUCCGCUUGGCGUCAAGGCUGUCGUGGAAGCCAUCUACGAACCACCGCAGGUUGACGAGAUCGACGGUGUUACUCUCAACGCGUGGGAAAACGAGAAGGAUGUCAACGAAGUAGCAAGACUAUGCGGACUGGAGCCUGUGGGUGUGAUCUGGACGGAUCUCCUGGACGCUGGCAAGGGUGACGGAAGUGCCAUCUGCAAGAGACACAGCGAUUCCUACUUCCUCGCGGCUCAGGAGAUCUGCUUUGCGGCGAGGCUCCAGGCACAGCACCCAAAGCCUACCAAGUGGAGCGAUACAGGCCGGUUCGGCUCCAACUUUGUCACUUGCGUCAUCUCUGGCAAUGAGCAGGGCGAGAUUUCGAUCUCGGCCUAUCAGAUGUCGAACGAUGCGGUCGAGAUGGUCAGGGCAGACAUCAUCGAACCUUCCACGGACCCCGGUCAAAUGUUGGUGCGCGAAGAGGAGGAGGACGAUGGCUCAGUCAGCAGGACGCGAUACAUCCCCGAGGUGUUCUAUCGCAAGAUCAACGAGUACGGAGCAAAUGUCCAAGAGAAUGCAAAGCCCGCAUUUCCCGUCGAGUAUCUCUUCGUCACCUUGACCCAUGGUUUCCCUGAAAGUCCCCGGCCGGUAUUCACGAAUGACGGCUUCCCUAUCGCCAAUCGCGAAUUUGUCGGAGAAGCCCAGGAAGCCUCAUCAGUAGCAAAGAUUCUUAAGGUGAACCAAAAGUCCGACCAAUUCGACGUUAGCAACUUCCACUUGCUCUGCUUUAUCCGGCAGAUGAGCGUGCUGUCCAAGGAUGAGGAGGCACUCCUUUGCCGCGUAGCAACACAACAUGACCUUGCCGACGCCUUCCAACUCCGGGCGACAGAGGGGUGGAGGACCCUGCACAUGAUCUUGGAAUCCACUGCCACCACCCAUUGAUGCAAAGGAAUCACAACUCGACGGAUGAACCACUUGCUAAGCGUUUUGCUGCUGUCAGGCUGAACGAACAACGCCCGCCACCGCCUCCACCUCCCGAAUAGGAUUCGAUGGACGUGGACUGAGGAUACGCAUGGCUUAAUAAUGUCACCAUCAACUCUGAUCACAAGGCACGGAGCUGAGGGAUCAGGUCCUUCAACAAAAGGCAACACAGGGUUUGGAGCUUCAUCUGCGGCGAAACUUUCAUUCUGGACCGACCUCGGCGAAACACAUUGAGAACAUACAAUGGACGCAUUGGCGUUGACUUUUGCUGCUUUGAUGGAAAAUAGACAUGAACUGGGCAUCAAAUAAGACGAAAGGGGUUGAGUAAUGGAAAAGAUAUCCUAGUCUAACAGUGCUGAAGAUACUGCUCAUGUCGCAUUGUGGCUCAUGAACAUAGUUUCUGUAUCAAUAUGUCAUCUACAAUUGAGGCGCCAGUGGUUUAGUGGUAAAAUCCAUCGUUGCCAUCGAUGGGCCCCGCGUUCGAUUCGCGGCUGGCGCAUAUUGUUUUUCUUUUGCACCCAUUGCCA
Neurospora crassa OR74A is the source of this 2722-nucleotide messenger RNA. Its product is annotated as nuclear protein localization protein 4. The record is from RefSeq and is a predicted model, not a curated record. NCBI's taxonomy places the organism in Eukaryota, Fungi, Ascomycota, Sordariomycetes, Sordariales, Sordariaceae. Bases 345 to 2156 code for a protein of 603 amino acids. Gene Ontology annotation, biological process: ubiquitin-dependent protein catabolic process. Gene Ontology annotation, molecular function: ubiquitin binding; ubiquitin protein ligase binding. The transcript is spliced from 4 exons. Gene Ontology annotation, cellular component: nucleus.